AUGUUUGGGUAAUAUUUAAUUAUACUCUACUCUUUCUUUAAUGUAAUUUCGGAAAAGAUUGCUUCCAAUUCAUUCCUACUAACCAAAACCCUCCAAUAAUCCAAUUUUAUUAGCUAAUAUGAAGGCAUCAAUCUACACAACUUUGACAAUGAGUACUAUGCUUUGACUCUGAGAAUUGGAACUCCAUUAUAAUUAAUAGAACUCCUUGUUGAUACUGGCUCUAGCAUAUUGUGGUUGGCAAAUUACACAUGUGAUAAUUGUUCUAUCCUCAAUCGAUAUAAACCAUAUCUGUCAUAAACAUAUAUAGAUUUUAAUUAAACUUAUACAUAAACCUAUGGGUAAGGAGAAUGUUCAGGCUAAUUUGGACAAGAGUUAUUUUCAAUUGCUGAUACACCAAUUAAUACAAACCUCACCUUCCUAUUGGCAAAUCAAGUCUCUAAUUUAUCUUUAUAAAAAACAACAUCAGGUAUUAUGGGGUUAUCUAAUUGGGAUGAGCAUACCAAUAUCUUUGAAUCCGCAUAUUCAAAUGGCUAAAUUCAGUCUCCUCUAUUUGGAUUCUAGUUCUUGAAUUCCACUAGCGGAUCCUAAUUAUUUUAUGGCCAAUUUAAUUAAUCUGUCCUUGACCAGACUAUUUGGAUUAAAACUAACAUGAAAAAAAUGUGGUCAACCGAAAUUUUGGGAGUUCAAAUUAAUGAGGAUGAAUACAUAUACUUUGAUGAUCAUAGUAGUAUCUUUGAUUCAGGAACUACUUGUUUAUUAUUAGAACAAAAUGUCUAUAACAAAAUUUACAAUGAUUAUCUUAAUUGUAAUUUAGACUGUGAUUGCAAUAAAGUGUAUCCCAAUCUUACAUUCUUUUUUGAGGGUGCUAAGGUAACUGUACCUGAUACUGCUUAUAAAAGAUAUUUAUAUAAUGGAUCAUGUUCAAUGUGCAUUGGUUAAGCAAAAUCAACUAAUAUUCUAGGAGACCCAUUUAUGAAAUAGUUUAUCUCUAUUUUCAACAAAAAAGAAUAACUUGUUGGAUUAUAUUAGACUCCAAAGAUGUUCAAUAUUAGAUAUUGGUACUUUUACCUUGCUUUAGGAAUAUAACUACUAUUCAUUUGUGCAUUAGUAUACUACUAGAUACAAAGAAAAAUAAUAGCUUUAGAAUGA
This is a messenger RNA of Paramecium tetraurelia, 1149 nucleotides long. RefSeq lists its product as uncharacterized. Gene Ontology annotation, molecular function: aspartic-type endopeptidase activity. Gene Ontology annotation, biological process: proteolysis. The transcript has 4 exons. The record is from RefSeq and is a predicted model, not a curated record. NCBI's taxonomy places the organism in Eukaryota, Ciliophora, Oligohymenophorea, Peniculida, Parameciidae.